AUUGCAUGAGUGUAUCUCCUCCCAUUUGAACUUUGGAAACACUCUGCCGUAGUAAAGCGUUCCCAACAUGUGUAGUCAUUCUUUCUGUUCUACCCCACGAUCGCCUCUCAAACUGUGCUCUUCAGGAGCGAUGCUGCUGUUGUGGAUAGCAUUAUCUCUCACCUGGCCUGGCACAAUUGGCUUUACGAUCCAUAGCAUGAAGGAAGGUCUGUGUCUAGAGGACUCGUAUGAAGGAGCUGCUGAGUUAAAGACAUGCAGUCUGGACUCAGUCCUGCAGCAGUGGAAGUGGACAGAUCACUGGUUCCUAGUAAACACAGGAACCCUGAGGUGUCUCUCUGCCGUCCACACUGACCCAGUCCAGACUAUCGCUUGUGAUUCGAGUGAACAUAUCAAAUGGCAGUGCAAAGCUCAACAGCUCAUCAGCCUGCAAAACUCUCUGGCAUUGAGCACAGAGAAAGGAAAACUCAGACUGAACACGGGUGAACACGACACAUGGAAAUCUCUGGAUGCGGGCGACAUCUGCCAGAAUAAACUGAGGUCCAGAAGAGAAAGCGAUUUAGAGACCGACGAGUUUGACUUUGCUGAAGGGCCGCCUGCACCGAGAAUGACAGAGGCACAGAAGAAGUUUUUACAGUGGUAUUACCGCACAGAGGACCCAACAACGUGGAUGUUUGGCAUGCUGGCAUUUGCUUUUCUGGGUCUUCUGAUUGGCGCAAUGCUGAUGGUCAUGGGCAUGAUGGCUAAUAGGUUAGUAGCACACGAGUAACACAUUGGGUUAAUA
Sinocyclocheilus grahami is the source of this 781-nucleotide messenger RNA. RefSeq lists its product as uncharacterized. The transcript has 5 exons. Gene Ontology annotation, cellular component: plasma membrane. The coding region runs from base 68 to 766 and encodes 232 amino acids. The record is from RefSeq and is a predicted model, not a curated record. NCBI's taxonomy places the organism in Eukaryota, Metazoa, Chordata, Actinopteri, Cypriniformes, Cyprinidae. Gene Ontology annotation, molecular function: transmembrane transporter activity; protein heterodimerization activity. Gene Ontology annotation, biological process: bile acid and bile salt transport.